Molecule: messenger RNA, 453 nt
Organism: Eruca vesicaria subsp. sativa (arugula)
Lineage: Eukaryota; Viridiplantae; Streptophyta; Magnoliopsida; Brassicales; Brassicaceae
Source: the annotation of a GenBank genome assembly
AUGCAAGCUAGAGAAUCUUCACAGAAGUACCUAAGAGAUGAGGUUUUAAAAGUUGAAGCUGACAUUAUGGGUGAUGUAUCAGUGGUCAGCUGGAAAGUGAUAGAUGAAGAUUCACCAAUGAAUUUUGAAAGAAUCAACAAACUUUUGACGUCUAAAGAAGACGAGAUAGCAAGACUGAGAGAUGAGCUAAAGAUUAUAACGGCUCACUGGAGGUUUAAGACAAAGGAAUUAGACGAUCAGGUGGAGAAUCAAAGGAGAAUUGAUCAGGAUCUCAAGAAGAAGGUGCUGAGGUUAGAGUUUUGCCCACGAAACACGCAUCCAAGCUCAAAAACUUCAAAAGGGCAGCGAAACGAUGUGGCAAUACAAGAACUCAAGAAGAAAUUGACUGCAAAAAGACAGCAUGAAGCUGUCUCCAUCUCAAUGCUCAUAUUAGUUGCCUUUUUUAGGCGUUGA